This is a messenger RNA of Abrus precatorius (Indian licorice), 995 nucleotides long. Its product is annotated as methyl-CpG-binding domain-containing protein 4-like. Lineage: Eukaryota; Viridiplantae; Streptophyta; Magnoliopsida; Fabales; Fabaceae. Gene Ontology annotation, molecular function: DNA binding; zinc ion binding. Bases 91 to 633 code for a protein of 180 amino acids. The record is from RefSeq and is a predicted model, not a curated record. The transcript has 2 exons.
UGGUCUAUAAAUGGGGAGGGUAUGAACAGCAGAAUGGAAAUUUGAUUUAGAGUUGAAAAGAGAAAGGGAAGCAAUUUAUGAUGUGAAUGAAUGAGGGGCGGUCAAGAAAUCUCUAGAACACCUUCCUCUUCAAAGAGAACACUGUCAAGUCAGGGUUCAGUGGAUAUAUAUGCUGCACAGUGCAAAAAUUGCUUGAAAUGGAGAGUGAUAGAUACACAAGAAGAGUUUGAAGAGAUUAGAAGCAAAGUUACUCGGGAACCUUUUCUUUGCAGCAGAAAGGCUAAUAGUUCCUGUGAUGAUCCUGGUGAUAUUGAAUAUGAUUCCACUCGGACAUGGGUCAUUGACAAGCCUAACCUCCCGAAGACUCCCCAAGGUUUUAGGAGAAGCUUGGUACUUAGAAAAGAUUACUCUAAAUUGGAUGCUUACUACAUCACACCUACAGGCAAAAAGCUGAGAACCCGCAAUGAGAUAGCUGCAUAUCUAAAAGAUAAUCCAGAAUUUCAAGGUGUAUCUGUUACAGAUUUUGAUUUUUCAUCCCCAAAGAUAAUGCAAGACACCAUCCCAGAGAUUGUUGAGCAGAAGGAAAAAGAAUCUGCUAACAAAAAAGUUAAGAUAGCCAAAUAUGAUGUUUGAGAAAUAUGAUCUCAAAGUUUGCGUGCUGCUGGAGAUGAUCAUUUUGGUUGGUUUGUAAGAUAUUUACUCUAGAGACUGCUAGGUAAAACCAGACCCAGUGACAUCGAAACAAAUUUUGUAGUUGUGUCUUUUUAUUUUAUUUUAAUCGAUACUUAUUAUGUAGUUUAAGUGGGAUCGCCACCUCUUGUGCGGUUCAAAUGUAAAACAGAACGCCCGAAAAGAUAUUCACUGUAAUAUUCGAUGCACUGGUAUUGUCAUGUUUAGCACCAGGUUUCUUUUCCCCUGUUGUUUUAUUAACCUCUAUUGUGACAGCUCCUUGCGAGGGGAAUCGCUAAUUACUCCUUUAGAACUUAUUUGAUCCA